AUAAAGGACACUCUGGAGCCCCAGUUCUUCCCACUUGCUGCUCUUGUCCUCAGCCUGGCAUCUACAGUGACAGUCUCACUGUCGGGUUGUCCAGUUGUUGCUGAGAUGGCAAUCACCCAACUCGACCUUCGAAUACCCGGCACUCACUCUGCACCUUACUCCGGUCUCUCCGGUUCACCGCUGUCACAGGUCAACAUUUUAGAAAUGCCACAUGGCUUUAGUGUUUCUACACCCAUUCUCGGCCUCAGG
Molecule: messenger RNA, 249 nt
Organism: Pelobates cultripes (western spadefoot toad)
Lineage: Eukaryota; Metazoa; Chordata; Amphibia; Anura; Pelobatidae
Source: the annotation of a GenBank genome assembly